Messenger RNA from Heterostelium album PN500, 795 nucleotides. RefSeq lists its product as uncharacterized. NCBI's taxonomy places the organism in Eukaryota, Evosea, Eumycetozoa, Acytosteliales, Acytosteliaceae. The coding region runs from base 1 to 795 and encodes 264 amino acids. The transcript is spliced from 3 exons. Gene Ontology annotation, cellular component: nuclear membrane. The record is from RefSeq and is a predicted model, not a curated record.
AUGGUUAUGAAGAUGUUUAUACAAAAGAUAUUUAUAUUCAUUAAAAAAUGUAUAGUUCUGACUGCUGGUAUAGCUUGUCUUUUGAUAACACUUUCAAGUGUCAUACAUCUCAUUGAUUUCUUAUCAUGGUUUUCAGAGAGAACCGUUAAUAUCAACAACAAUAACACUUCAAUCGCUGUAAAUAAUAAUAAUGACAAUAAUAAAGAAACAACUACUACUACAAGUAAUAGCAACAACACUACAAAUGUAGAUAAUAAUAUAGAUUUAGAUAAACAAUUGAUAAAUAAUAUAGUUUUAAUUGUGUUGUUUAUGUUGCAACAUAGUUUGAUGGCUACUGACAUGGUGAAACAACUGUUUCAAUCAUCGUCUAGAGCUAUCAAUAGUCUACAGAGAUCAUUCUACCUUCUAGCGACAUCGAUUAUGAUUGAAGUGAUCAUUAAAUUCUGGCAACCACUCGAUUCAUUGGUUGUAUGGACGAUCGAUGAUCUCAAACCAUACUGUCUCACCAUUAAAUUCAUAGCUACAAUAAUCAUUCUCUUGGAAUUCAUCUCAAUAUUCGAUAUAUUUGAAUUCACAGGUUUAAAACAAAUAUAUAAUUAUAUAACCGAUAAAGAGGAUGUAGAACAACAACAACAACAACAACAACAAUAUAAAGAUAAUAAUAAUAAAGAAGGAAAGAUAUUAAAAAAGAUGAGACAUCCAACAUUGAUUGGAUUUAUGCUGUUGAUGUGGUCAAGUCAUAGAAUGACAAUCGAUCUUCUAGCACUAUAUUCUUAUUUAUAUUAUAAAGAAUAG